CCCUCCUUUCAGCCAUAGCAUUAUUUUUGUUUUGUAGGUUUCAACCACGUGACUGAGAUCUUCUUGUGCGGGAAAAUGUGAAUGUAUUACCUUCCUAUAUGGAAUGAAAAUGUAGUUUUUAAGUUGUCAUUUUGUUUUUGGAGGUAUCGUUGACUGAUAUCUUGUAUUUCGAAUAAAUGGUUUUUCAGGUGUUAACAUUUCGGGGCAUUUUGGAAACUUAAAGAUUGGUGCAAUUUUUUUUGGCCUGGAGUAUAUGUUGCUGUUUUGUUUUGGCUCAGCUGCUGAACAGUAAAUGGAAACAUGGCAUUGUCACAUUGUAGAAUUGAAGAGGUGCGGCACAUACUUUCCCUGAUGCACAAGAAUUUGGAAUGCCCAAUAUGUUUGGAAUUAAUGAAGGAGCCUGUUUCUACUAAGUGUGAUCACCAGUUCUGCAGGUAUUGUAUGCUGAAACUUCUUGGUAAAAAAAGAAGAGGCAUUGGACAGUGUCCCUUGUGUAAGCUAGAAGUUACAAAACGAAGUCUUCGAGAGAGUUCUCGAUUUAAGCUUCUUGUCGAAGGAGUACAGAAAGCCAUUCGUGCCUUUGAACUUGAUACUGGUAUUGAAUUAGCUGGGGCAUCUUGUCUUCCCAAAACAUCUGUGAAACCUACUUUUAAUGAAAAUCUUCACAAUGAUAUUGACGUUGUCCAAAGCAAAGGUUAUACAAGCAGACAGAAGAAUGUUACUUCGAAAGCAGGUUCUGAACAUUGUACAGUGGAAUGUCAUAUAAGUGCACGUCUUACUGAGCCUGUGGUAGCAAAACAUUCAGAACAGAACAGAGAGAAAACAGUGGAGCCUGUCGGUUCUGUAUUUAUUGAAUUUGGUUCUGAUGAGUCUUCAGAUGAGCAAUUAUUUAAGUGGAAACCUGAUGAUAGGUGAGCAAAU
Messenger RNA from Protopterus annectens (West African lungfish), 921 nucleotides. RefSeq names its product breast cancer type 1 susceptibility protein homolog. Bases 301 to 915 code for a protein of 204 amino acids. The transcript has 8 exons. The record is from RefSeq and is a predicted model, not a curated record. Lineage: Eukaryota; Metazoa; Chordata; Ceratodontiformes; Protopteridae. Gene Ontology annotation, biological process: negative regulation of fatty acid biosynthetic process; chordate embryonic development; double-strand break repair via homologous recombination. Gene Ontology annotation, cellular component: plasma membrane; BRCA1-BARD1 complex; BRCA1-A complex. Gene Ontology annotation, molecular function: ubiquitin-protein transferase activity; metal ion binding.